UUGCUUUCUCUUUGGGUACAGAGUUUGCUCGAAAUAAUAUAGACAAUGGCUCUGGCUGAAUAUCUUUGGGCGCUGUGUGUUGUUAUAAUUAUAUCUCAGGUGGAUGGGCAAUCUUUGCAUAACUGCAAACGAGUAGCCAAUGAGGAUGCGUUGAAGCAGUUGUGUGAUUCUAAGUCAUACGAAGUGAUUCCUGAUACCGAUAUGGAUGCCCUGUUGGAUUGUGUCAUGAGGGAGUUCAAAUUGAUCGAUUCAUCUGGGGAAGGAAUUGUUACUGGCCAAUCGCUCGAGAAAUGCAAAAGUGUUUUCAGUAAUUCAGCCAAGACCCAGUUCUGUAGGGCACGAAAGUACGAGAUGAUUACAGGUGUUGAUAUGGACAAAACUUUGGAUUGCGUAUUGAAAGCUGUCAAUGUUGUAGACAAAAUGGGAUACGGGAAAUAUCACGAUCUCUACCAGCCUAUGAAUAAUAUCGAACAACAUCGAAAACAUGACUACAAUUUGGAAAUAUGCAUUGGCAAGAGUUUCAGAUUGGAGCCUAAAGUCAAGUGUGCCAAUGCGUUCUACAAGUGCAUGAUGGAUACUGAUUCGAAGGAAACGUUCAAGAAGGUAGUAAAUGCCAGAGUGUGCAAUUAAUCUGAUUCUGUAAUGGAACCAAUGAAAUAAAAUAAAUUACGU
Messenger RNA from Anopheles aquasalis, 672 nucleotides. RefSeq lists its product as uncharacterized. The record is from RefSeq and is a predicted model, not a curated record. Lineage: Eukaryota; Metazoa; Arthropoda; Insecta; Diptera; Culicidae. Gene Ontology annotation, molecular function: odorant binding.